Fusarium oxysporum Fo47 is the source of this 999-nucleotide messenger RNA. RefSeq lists its product as uncharacterized. Lineage: Eukaryota; Fungi; Ascomycota; Sordariomycetes; Hypocreales; Nectriaceae. Bases 1 to 705 code for a protein of 234 amino acids. The transcript has 3 exons. The record is from RefSeq and is a predicted model, not a curated record.
AUGUCCUCGCCUACAGACUGUAGCUGGCCCGACGACUCCCUCACUGAGGACGUCACAGCGUACAUACCAGACAUCAACAAGGAUGAAUCAGUCCCUCAUCUCGACUAUGACCCUCCCAUCGCAGCUGCAAGGUUCAAAGCUUUCUCGGAGCCUUGGCCGGGCGAUAACCCCACGAGCUCUCAAAGAACAGAGUAUGUCAACGCGUAUCUCGCUUGGGCACGGCACGACCCCCCAGCGUUGCAAGUUGCAGUACGAAGCCAAGCUCGGGCGAGGAUUAUUACAGCUCUCCCGAUGAUUAAAGCAAAAGAUUGGACAGAGGCGGAGACUGAGCACUUGCUUUAUCUCAUCGACGAAGAAUAUUGGCGUCUCUGGCUUGAAGACGUUGAUCCCAAGCCUUUGUGGCCUUGGACACAUCCUGAGCCCGUAUCAAUAUGGGAUAACCCUCCCACACGGAGCGACGCUCUGAACUGGUGGAUUGGGGAAACAGUUCGCCUGGGCCGAGCAACCGACGAGUUCUGGGACGAUCUCAAGAACCCAGCCUCAGCCAUCGAGAAAACAAGAACAGCUCACAAUUUAGAAGCCCGGGGUGCCGAACAAAGGCUUAUAAAUGAAUCUUGGGAACACUUCGUCUGGUAUUUCCUAGAGGAGGCAAAGAGAGUCGAGCUCCAUGACUGGGCCUACGCAAAUGGGUUUUAUCGGGCAUGAAGGAAGACAAACUUCGGGAGGGGCGGGAGAGACAUCAGAUUAUUCCUGCAGCGAUUUAUCACAGCGAGUCGGUUUUCAACUUUGAAUAAAACAUAAGAGUUUCAGGUCGGAAAGAUUGGUUUGGCAAAUAUGAACCUUGCUUGUGCGCGGCUUUCAGUCCUGUGAUGGUGUGCUCGGCCUCUUCCAAACGUUGACGAAGGGACUCCUGUAUCAAAAUGGAUUAGCGACCGUUCAAACCCUCGCGAAGAUGGUAGCUGAGAUCCUGGACUGACAAUGAUAUCAUCCUUGUUCUCU